This is a messenger RNA of Olea europaea var. sylvestris, 630 nucleotides long. Its product is annotated as 60S ribosomal protein L36-2-like. Bases 111 to 443 code for a protein of 110 amino acids. Gene Ontology annotation, molecular function: structural constituent of ribosome. Gene Ontology annotation, cellular component: cytosolic large ribosomal subunit; ribosome. The transcript is spliced from 4 exons. Gene Ontology annotation, biological process: cytoplasmic translation. Lineage: Eukaryota; Viridiplantae; Streptophyta; Magnoliopsida; Lamiales; Oleaceae. The record is from RefSeq and is a predicted model, not a curated record.
CUUCUCAUUCCCAUUUUACUAUAAGAGGUUCCACUUCCGUAAAACCCUAGUUCUGUGCUCGCCUCCGCCUCAGAUUCCAGCAUCAGAUCUGACAGAUCGAAGAAAAGGUAAUGUCUCCAAAGCAGCCACAUACUGGCUUAUUUGUCGGCCUGAACAAAGGCCAUGUCGUGACCCCGAAGGAAUUAGCUCCCCGCCCCUCGGCUAGGAAAGGGAAAACGAGCAAGAGAGUGCACUUUGCAAGGAGCCUUAUCCGGGAAGUUGCUGGGUUUGCACCAUAUGAGAAGAGAAUUACUGAGCUGCUUAAAGUUGGCAAGGACAAGCGUGCUUUGAAGGUAGCGAAGAGAAAGUUGGGCACCCACAAGAGGGCCAAGAAGAAGAGAGAAGAGAUGUCUAGCGUUCUUCGGAAAAUGAGGGCUGCUGGAGGUGGAGAAAAGAAGAAGUGAAGUCUUGUUUCUUAGUCUCUCUGUUGUCAGAGUGAAAAUCAAAAAUUUGGGUGGUUGUGUUUGCUCUGGAUUAGUUAAUACUGUUUCAUUUAGCUUUCAAUCUAUUUUGUUUUUUAGAACACAAAAUUAUUGUCAGAAAUUGAUUUUAUGUUGGUAUUAUCACAUCUUUGGUUAUUUUAUUAGUGAA